AUGUCGUACACCGAGGAGCAAAUCGACCGGUAUCUCCACCAUAUCAACUACCCGCGGGAGAAACAUGCGUCAGAUCGGUUGCAGCUCCUAAAGGAUCUUCAGGCUCAUCAACUUGCCCGAGUUCCUUUCGAGAGCUUGACCUUGCACUACUCAAAGCACCGCCUUAUUUCCAUUGAUCUGGAGGACCUCUUCGACAAGGUCGUAGUGCAGGGAAAAGGCGGCUAUUGCAUGGAGCUCAAUGCCUUAUUCGGUGCCGUCCUCAAGGGGCUUGGGUUCACAGUCGUCAGCGUUGGUGCAAAGAUCAAAGGCGACGAGAGGUUCGGCGGAUGGUCUCAUAUGCUCAAUCUCGUCACCAUUGAUAGCCAGCGCUACGUAGUUGACGUUGGUUUCGGUAAAGGGGCAACCAUGAUCCCCGUACCCUUGAACAAGGAGACCGGCCACGAGUUCACCACCAUCGCUCCUCUGCGAGGUAAACUCGUCUACCAAAAGCUAGACCAGAACACGGAUUCGAGUCAGCGCAUGUGGGUAUACUCGUCAACCGACACCGCCGACGGCCCCUUCCGAGAGCGCAACUGCUUCACGGAGCAAGAGUUCUUCCCUGAGGACUUUGAAGUCAUGAACUACGCCGUCAUGAUGAGACCAACUAGCUACUUUGUCAAGACGGUCCUGUGCAUGCGAACGAUUCUGAAUACUGAGACAAAGGAGGCAGAGGGUACCAUUGUGCUUCAUAAGGACGAGGUCAAGCGUAAGAUUGGCGAUAAAGUAGAGCUCCUGGAGACGUUGAAUAGCGAGGCGGAACGCGUGCGGGCUAUCGAGAAGUACUUCUACAUCUCACUUACGCCCGCAGAACAGAAAGCCAUCAAGGGAAUGCCUCAGGAGUUGUUGGAGAAGAAGUAG
Molecule: messenger RNA, 897 nt
Organism: Colletotrichum paranaense
Lineage: Eukaryota; Fungi; Ascomycota; Sordariomycetes; Glomerellales; Glomerellaceae
Product: N-acetyltransferase
Exons: 2
Coding region: 1-897 (298 amino acids)
Molecular function (GO): acetyltransferase activity
Source: RefSeq, a predicted model, not a curated record